Messenger RNA from Vitis riparia (riverbank grape), 687 nucleotides. RefSeq names its product mini zinc finger protein 2-like. Gene Ontology annotation, molecular function: transcription cis-regulatory region binding; DNA-binding transcription factor activity. The transcript has a single exon. The coding region runs from base 76 to 465 and encodes 129 amino acids. NCBI's taxonomy places the organism in Eukaryota, Viridiplantae, Streptophyta, Magnoliopsida, Vitales, Vitaceae. Gene Ontology annotation, biological process: regulation of DNA-templated transcription; regulation of developmental process. The record is from RefSeq and is a predicted model, not a curated record. Gene Ontology annotation, cellular component: nucleus.
GGAACAAACUCAGAGCUAGUUUGCCACUUCCCCUCUUCCCCCAUCUUCCUCUCUCUAUUUCUUUCUUUCUCUUCUAUGCCAGCUUCUGAUUCUGGAUCUCUGGAAGAAUUGGAGAAUUGCAGCUGUUUUCUUGGUGGGUGUGGAGAAGAAGGUAGAGUAGAUUUGGGGUCUUGUAGAAUGAGGAAGCGUCAAGUUGUGCUUAGGAGAGAUGAGCCAUCAAGAAGCUCAGCUAAUUCAUCUUUCACAGUGAGGAGUGUGAGGUAUGGAGAGUGUCAGAAGAAUCACGCUGCGGGUGUUGGAGGGUAUGCUGUUGAUGGGUGCAGAGAGUUCAUGGCGAGCGGUGAAGAGGGAACCAGCAGUGCACUCACCUGCGCCGCCUGCGGCUGCCACCGGAACUUCCACCGCCGGGAAGUGGAAACCGAGUUAGUGUGCGAGUGUUCUUCCCCUACCUCAAAUGGGAAAUAGAAUUUUAAUAAUCAUUUCAUAUCUACAUCUGGUGUUUCCUGUAAUGAAUUGUCUCCUGCUUUUCCUUUGUUGGGUUUUGAGAUUGUUGUGUUAUUUUCUUUCAUGGUUGAUGAUGCACUCGACUGAACUUCCUCUUUGAUAACCAUAUAUAUUGAUGGAAAAAAAUAUGAGUGUACUGUUGCGUUGUUUUGAAGAGACAAGACUCCUUUUUUUCUACUCUCA